AUGUAUUCCGUGGUAACCGUUCAGUUCCCUAUCAUCAAGUUCUACUUCCACACAUUCAUGUGGCAUUUUUGUAGCUUUCAUGCCUUUCAAAGUCGUGCCAAUGGAUACCAAUUUUUCAUAUCAAAUGGAACAGAUGUACCAUCUGGUAUCAAAUGUUAUGAAGAUGUGGACGCGGGCAACCCAAAUGUCAUUCAAAACAUUACUUCUUGUAACUUAACUGGAAAAACACUGAUGAUAUACAUCAAAAAUACAUCUGGUUACGCGCACAUGGACGUGUGCGAGGUGGAUGUAUAUGGUUGCUUUUCAAAUAAGUAUGGUGAUCAAUGUCAAAACGAUUCUAACUGUAAACACGGCUGUGAUCCUGACAACGGAGUGUGUGAUUCGCCAUAUUGUAACGCGGGCUGGAGUGGAUCAAGAUUUUGUGAUCAACCUUGUUCACAAGUUACAUUUGGAGAGAACUGUCUACAAAGAUGUCAUUGUAAGACGCCGGGGUGUAACAGUCAGACCGGGGUCUGUCUCAUACCGGGCUGUCAGGCUGGUUACUCUGGUGCGAGCUGUAGCCAGGCUUGUAUAAACACAAGAUUCGGUGAGAACUGUUCCAGCGAAUGUCACUGCAAUACCCCAGGGUGUGAUUCCGUAUCAGGUCGCUGCACUAUACCCGGAUGUGCUGCAGGCUGGAAGGGGGAGACUUGUAGUACAUCUUGUUCCGAAGGAGAGUUUGGCAAGGGAUGUAAGGUGCUUUGUCAUUGCGCUGAACCCGGAUGUAACAAGGAAAAUGGAAUUUGUACAAAACCAAAUACAGGGUGUUUGGCUGGCUGGAAUGGUACCACCUGUAGCCAAGAUAGCCCGGAGUUGGACGAGAUUGAAGCUGCGGAAGGUAGUGGGGGUGUGAUCGGGGGAGUAGUGGGUAGCUGCGUGGUUGCCAUCGUAGCCGUCGUGGCAAUAAUUCUAUUAAAGAGACGACACGAAACUUCAACCAGAAACAAGUACAAAGAAAGCGUGAGGGAUCCUACUGAUGACAAUGUCACUGUAAAGACAGAGGAAAAUAAUCCGCGGGAAAAGAUCUUAAGCGAAGAUAAUGGAACACGUUCGAAUUCACGACCGACCGAAGACAAUAUCGUGGAUGAAGAAGAGACUAUCUACAUGAACAAUGCUCUAGAUCACCAAUGA
Messenger RNA from Pecten maximus, 1170 nucleotides. RefSeq names its product protein draper-like. The transcript has 9 exons. Lineage: Eukaryota; Metazoa; Mollusca; Bivalvia; Pectinida; Pectinidae. Bases 1 to 1170 code for a protein of 389 amino acids. The record is from RefSeq and is a predicted model, not a curated record.